GUAGAGCAUUUGUCUUUGUCACAGUUUUAUUUUCAUUCGCGCGGGCAACACGGAAUCAACUUUGCACUGUCAAUUUACACACAUUUUAAUAGGUUUUAUAUUUUUCUCUCACAGUUUAAUCUUGUUUAUGAUUAAAUUACAGUCUAUGGUUAAAAACUUCACAGUUGCGCGUACAAUGAUAAUGUUGAUAUUUUUGUUGGUGCUGCUGAUUGGCGGGCAAUCGUCGGGUUUCUUACUCACAACAACGACGAUCUAUGCCAAUUACUAGAGCUGUUGUUUGUUGCCGAAACUACAAUGAAACGAAACAGAAGGAAAUGAAAAGAAUGCUAGUUUAGAUCUGCAGUUGAGUUGGGAAAAAAGUGAAAGGCUUGAAUUGUCGAGUAACCAAAACAAAAACAAAAACCAAAAUGCAUUUGUGUGCUAAAAUAAAAAUCCAUGCUCAUAGUUAUAUUUAUAAAAUAUUUGCAAUCAAACUUUGAUUGUGUUUUUAUUAUUUCUCGUGCUCGUUUAAUAUAUAUUGAGUUUUCC
Clunio marinus is the source of this 528-nucleotide messenger RNA. The record is from the annotation of a GenBank genome assembly. Lineage: Eukaryota; Metazoa; Arthropoda; Insecta; Diptera; Chironomidae.